Molecule: messenger RNA, 5767 nt
Organism: Leptidea sinapis
Lineage: Eukaryota; Metazoa; Arthropoda; Insecta; Lepidoptera; Pieridae
Product: armadillo-like helical domain-containing protein 3
Exons: 13
Coding region: 115-2157 (680 amino acids)
Biological process (GO): regulation of Golgi organization
Cellular component (GO): cytosol
Source: RefSeq, a predicted model, not a curated record
CUUUGGCUACCAUGUCAUAAAAUACAAAAAAAACACCGAAUUCUGUAAAUAAAAAUUGGUAAACAAGAAAAUAGUAAAUACCUAUAUUAAUUUUUAGUUCUAUAAAAGUUUAUUAUGUCGAUGCGUAAAAGAAGUGGUUCAGGGUCUAAAAGACAUCUGAAAGAAAAAAUUGUGCAAAUAUACGAAUCUUUCUUCAGAGGAGAAGAUUUGACCAGUGAAAAUCCAACAUUCUGGGAUGAGUUUUUUCUCUUAAAACCAAAGAUAUCUCAGUUGGAAUCUGAAAUGAAUAAGCUUACAUCGGAACAACUGCUAAACAUGAAGGACAAUAUCAAUUUACUUGUAAACCAAUGUAUUGAAAUGUUAGGACAGGAUCACCAGAUAAGGUUGGUGUAUGCUCUUCAGACCUUUAGUGGAGUGCUUACAACAAUGUAUCAACGACUCGGACAAGAUGUUAAUCUAAAUAUGAAAGUAAUUCUACUUGGUACUGAAAAUCCAAAUGCUAUUAUGACCAAGUUAAUGGAACAUUGUUAUAAUAUACUUUCAGGUGAUGUACCAGAUAGUCUAAAGUCUAUGGUCAUCAAAUUAUUGUUGAUUAUUGCGACUGGUGUUGAGAAUAUUGAUGAGAACCCUCUUGUUGAAUAUUUUAUGAUAAAUUCACUGUUUGAAGCUCUAAUACAAUUGCUUUGCACAUCCGGAGAAAGGCAGCAACACGGUUAUGAUGUAGUAAUACUAAUAAUGAUUCUCGUAAAUUACAAGAAGCAAGAUUCAGCCAAUCCUUAUGUUGUUAAAUUGUCAAUACUUGAUGAUGAGUUGGCUCUCAAUGGAUAUGGCCAAGUAAUUACAGCAGCUUUGAAUGACUAUGUCAUAUCCACAUUUGGUGGCAUGCAGACAAACUCAGGUAGCUGGCUUAGUUCUCUGACAAGCAUGGUAGGGGGAAUAUUUCUCACCAGUGAUGAUGCACAACCAGUCUACCGUGGCCAGAGAAAUUGCACUGGUGAAGAGGGAAUGCUGUUAGCGUUGUACGAGGUAGCCCACCUGAACCGGAACUUCAUGACGACUCUGGCUCACUCGUCGUCUACAGCCACCUCGGCGCCUCCCUCGCCUCCAGCCACAUUGCCCCCUCACCAGAAUCCCCCAAACUUAGCGCAGAUCCAGGCUCUUAUAGACAAUGAGCAACCCACAAAUUUACUAGUCACAUUCUUUCAAUACUGCUCGAUAGUGAUGGCGGACACCCGGACUGAGGCCAGUAUCAACAAGUGCAUGCUGUGCUUCAUCACACUCACCUGCAUCGUGGAGGAGCAGUUUGCCAACUCCAUCAUGCAUGACCAGAAUCUUACCUUUAAGGUUCAAUUGUACAGAUUGCCAAUGCGCCACCGCAAAUUAGUGCCCGAAGUUCCACCAUCACAGCCUCUAGCCUCAACACUAAUAGAUUUACUGGUGGAGUUCAUGAUGUGCCACCUGCUGAAGAAGUUUCCGGGCGAGUUGUACGAGGUGUGCAUCGGAGUUCUGCAGCGAGUGUUGAGUUACCAGAAGCGGUGUCGGGUCCGGCUGGCGAGAGACUGGCGCCCGCUGUGGGCAGCUCUCAUAGCCCUACUCAAGUUCCUGGUCAACAACGAAACGACACUGCUGAAGAGGCAGAACAUAUUCAUCAUGAGUCAACAGGUUGUCAAUAUAUUUAAUCUGUUCAUAACAUUCGGAGAUACAUUCCUUCCGACGCCAGCGUCCUACGACCAACUAUAUUACGAACUCAUAAGGAUGGCGUCAGUAUUCGAAAACCUCUUCUUUAUGGCGCUGCGAUACUCGACGGGCGACGGCGAGUACAAGGGCGACGCCCUGCGGUUGGCAAACUGCCUGGUGAACGUGCGAGCCAUCACGCAGCACUUCCCGGCCAAGAUUGACGAGUGGCAGCGGCAGCAGAACUUGUCCACGCCGACCGAGGAACAGAUUUUGGAAGUUGUGAAGAAAAACUAUGACAGCCUGAUACUAAAGCUCCAGGAAGGGCUGGAAGCGUACGAACGAUACUCGGAAUCGUCGCACCAGCCGUUAUUAGAUAAAGUGUCUCGGGCGGCCAUCUCGUGGGCCCGACAGCGGAGCGACGCCGCGGCCCUCGGCCACCACUCGGCCGCCCUCGUGUCUCACUACACCACCAUCGCGUGAGACUUACACUCACACACGCGUCUACCACAUAGAUAGGUCUUUAACCUGAUUCCUGCCGCCGAAUUCCACCUUCGCACGACACGCAACAAGUUAUGAUAUCAUCCCCACCAUCUGGAUGUGUGGCGGUCCUCCACAGUGCGGUUUUCAAGGAGCUUUCUUCCACGUACUACAAAGCUGUGGAAUGAACUUCCAUGUGCGCUUCCUGUUAGAGAUGAUGAAAAGGUUGGUUGUUGAUGUUGGUUUUUUUUUGUGUGUAUGAAUUAUUUAUAAUCUUGGUUAGUUUUUCAUUGGUAAAAUAUGUAAAUAUUACAAUUGUAUAUCGCAUGUUACAUAUCUUAUGCCGAUGAAAAUUACGAGUGACAUAGCAAUAUUUAUUCCUUUGCGUGAAUUUUCUAUGGUGAUACAGAAAUAAUUUCAGUCAAUGACCUUUAAUAAUAUACAUACUUUUCUUGCUUGCUCCUAGCCUCCUGAGUGAGUUGUAAUUACACACAGAAUAUCUCAAAGUAUUCUCUAUGUAUAAAGCAUAAUUUAAUGUUUAUAUUAACUUCAAAAAUUGUAAUAUAAUAAUCUAAUAAUAACCACCGUUAACCCUUCGGGCAUCACUCGCUUUUCUAAUUAUUAAAUUUAGGAAAGCAAUUAUAUAUCUAAAAUUUUAAUAUUUAAUUAUAUUUACCUAAGGUAAAAUGUAUUUAUUAUGAAGUUAAAAUCAGCAUUAGGCAAUAAUAUACAGGUAACUAUGAUAAGAAACGUGAAAAAAAAAAUAGUUUAUAGAAAUUAUUUUUGUAGAUCAAAAAAAAACUUUACUUCAGUCUUGUUCAUAAAUUUUAUCCUAACUAGUGUAGUGAGAAUAUUAUGUAUUUUUUCGUGAUGUUUAUUAGUUAUAUAGCAUUAUUAGAAACGGAGUACGGAAGGGGAAAAUGAUAUUCCGCAUAACUUUUCGAUGCAGAAAACACCUUAUCAAUACGGGUUUGAGCUAUAAGUCGGUUUUAUUGCAACAACUCACUUUCAAAUUAUAUGAUUAACCGAUGAGUAAUGAAUCCUUCAAACGUUCACAACAUUCAUGAAAUAGGUUUGCAUGGACAGACUUUAUACUGAUGACACUUGCCUUUUUUACUUUGGAAAAUAAAUACAUUAAUGAACUUGUUUCUUUGGCACAGGCAUUUUUCAAUACUUUCAAAGUAACCUUUUAACUAUAAACAUAUCUAAAACCUCGUACAUCAUCUUUAAAGCAAACAAACAAAACUAUUCCUCCUUUCACACAUUUAAGAAUAAAUAGUCAACUAAUCGAAGAAAAAGAGAAGAGAAAUAUCUAGGCCUCAUUUUGAUCUGGUAUGGAUUCCACAUAUCGAUAAAGUAAGAACAAAAUUAUCAUCUCUAAUUGAUAUGUUGCGAAACAUUGUCAGAUCUAUUCCACGCCGUGUCCGAUUUACAAUUUACAACUCACUAGUUAAACCACACCUAUUGUAUCUCAUAGAAAUAUGUGGUUGUACUGCAAAGUCGAAAUUAGUUAAACUACAGACAACACAAAAUAAACUAGUAAAGCUACUGUUUCAUUAUCCCUACUUAACUUCAACUGAAAAAAUCUAUACAGAAACAAAAAUUAUGACAAUCAGGCAAUUAUACACACACACUACAUGCGUACUCAUUUACAAGGUUUUAAAUAAAAAAAAUCACACUAACACAUCCUUCUUUAAAAAAAGUAAUUUAACCAGAACUGUUACACGAAGAGCUAGUCAUAUUGAGCUGCCAAUGGUGAGAAGUAAUUAUGGAAAACAGACAAUAACCUUUGAGGGACUUCAGAUAUAUAACAACCUGCCCUCAGAAAUAAGAAAUGCCAAAACAUUGACUUCUUUUAAGGCGAGCCUUCAAAGGCACAUACUCAAUAAUUAUGAAAUGUUUCAAUAACAUAUGUAGGUUGUUUUAUGUCUUAUCUGUUUGCCUAACAUUGAAUGGCAUUCUGUACCCACCAUAAUCAUUGUUGUUAAGUACCUACUUUAAUUUGUAAAAUAUUAAUUUCUCAUGUAAUUAAGUGACAAUAGGUCUUAAUGAGAAUAAAGUUAUUUAAACCUAAACUUCGCUCAGUUUGAAGAAUUCAUUACUUUCUACUAUAUCUCUAAGUGCUACCAAACGACAGCAGUGCCAACUAUCCCCGAAACAUAUUGAAGUUAAUUUAACCAAAGAUCAGAAUAUUAUGUGCAACAAUAGUUAUUUAUAAGCACUGAACAAUUAUAUUUAAUAUAUUAUUUCAUUAACGCUAUCAUCAGUUAAAUUACCCGAAUAAAUAUAAAUUACUUUAUAUGUUAUUUUAAUGUAAUGUUGGUAGUAUCGUGGAAAUCUGAUCGUUUACUAAGUUCACAUUACUAAAAUAUUUAACCAACCAAUCAAUUAUUUUAAAAGUAAUUAAUAACAGUCAUUAUAUAAUUCAACUGUUCUACGGGACAAUGUAUGACUCCAUGACGUUGCCAGUGCUAAUAUAUUUUUUUAAUGUUAUGUGUGUAAAUAACGAAGUUGCUGCCUAAAAGAAAUUUGGUUGGCCAGACUUUCAGUGUGUUUCUUGUUUUUUUUUCUGUUAAUUUACCAGUGUCAUUACAUAUAAAUAUAUAUAUGAAAAGGGUACAUAUAUUUGAUAAGGUAUAUUAACAUGUGUACAAAAAUUAUUAUGUAAUUAAUGUUAAAAAAACUUCUAGCUGCAGAUUCGAAGCACUUUAAAAUUAUCUAUGAAUAUAAUUUGUAAUGACUCGAUAGUUCAAAUUAUUGUUUGUGCCACGUGAUAAAUGAAAAUCCUGCUUUUUUUAAAUACAUUUGCUAAAAAUUUAGAAAAUCCCUAGUUAAUAUAGCGUGCGGAAUAUUCUUUUUUUGCGCACUUGUGCUUUUUGUUUUCGUCUUGCAACCUCACUAAGGUUUUUAUUCAAAAUGUUUUCUGCCCAAAUAAUAGUCCAACAUGAUUUUUUUUUAAAUUAUUAACACAAUGAAACUUAAUAUCUAUGGAAUUAAAAUUAUUUUAAAUUUAGAUAAAUUGGCUGAAUGCAGAGAAACCGUUGCCCUGCCAUGCCUCUAAUAAAACCUAUUUCCGUAAAAUAAUAAUGUAGCAAAUUUUACGAUUGAAAUUGAAAAUAAUGAGUUCUGCUAGUUAUUCCUAUGGCUAUAUUUUUUCGUUAAUGUAUUAAAAAACGUUCACUGCACGUACGGAAUAGUUGUCAUUUCCACUCGUCCCAUAGCCUGCUAUUAAUGUUAACACAAUAAUAUUAUAGUAGGCUAUGUUACCGCGACUCUUGAAGUAAUCACACACUUUUCGCAAGUUAAUGUAAAAGUUAUGUUAUUUAAGCAAUAUAUAAUUUAAAUCACCGUCGUAUGCUUAUAUUUACAUGCUUUUAUUUAUAAAAGAGUGUUUUUGGUCGAUGACUUUAUAGGUCAAUACGUUAUUGUUUAAAAUAAUGUUAACCUUCUUUGCGAAAUAUAAGAUUUUUGCAUUCGUUAUUUAAAAAUCUGUCACGAUUAUUAUAUGUUACUUUUUAAAAUGUCAAACAAUCAAAACAGCUCAUAACCACAGGUCAUGAACCGAAAACACUCUUUAUGUUGUGUUAUUUAAAAUAAAAGACUGACUGUUCAA